CACUGGUUGAUGAUAGUUUCAGACGUCAUGGAAAUUAUUCAGUGACAUACAGACUGCAACAAUUUGUGAUGAGUCUGGAUCUGGCUUCCCUGAACUCUCUCCUCCCUCUCCUUGUGGAGUCUGCCUUCUUGUCCUCCUCUGUGGCAGUGAUCCUCAUUGACUGGAACCACAGUUUCCUAGAGAGUUACCUCCCUCAAUGGAGGAGAAGAAAUAUCAGACAGGAUGCAUAUACUUGCUUGUUUGGAGCAGCACUUGCCAUUAUAUACAUGAAUAACUUUGCCAUCAACUGUGAAAAUUGUAGAAUUGCUGGGACUGCCAUUGUUGUUCUACUUUCAUUUUGGCUUCAGAGUAAAACAAAUAAAGGGAAUGUCUCAGACAAAUGUGUAGGUACCUCAGAUGUGCCAGUCUCCAACAAAUCAUUUGGAGGAUCAGCAGUAACACACAGGAACCAGAAAACCAGGGGCUUCAUCUUCUGUGGGGCUGGGACGACUCAGAACUCUCUGUCUCUUUCCUCCUCACAGUUUGAGGAAAAGCAAAAGGAUGAGGAGGAGCUGGUCACUCCCGUACCAAACCUCAGCUGUGUCAAAGGAAUAGGGAUAAAUGCCAACAGAAAUGCAAGUAAACUCACUGAUGCACUAAAGCAAAUCCAGAUGCCAAGUCAGUUGCCAUGCUUGGAUGACUCGGGCCUCCCCCUGGAUGACUAUUUUGAGGAGUCCCCUCACACUAAGGUGGAGAAGACGGGGUAUAACUCAGAGGAUUUUAAGAAACUGUGGAAUAAGUGCAUGGAGAGUGACAGUUUCCACCCUUCUCCUGAAGAGUUAAGAGAAAUGCAACAUGACUAUAAAGGUAUAGUGCAACUGGAGAGAGAUGUAGAAGAGAAGGACAAGGAAAUAGUGGAGACAAAGAGGGAGGUGGAGGAAAAAGACAGGGAAAUAGUGGAGACAAAGAGGGAGGUGGAGGAGACAAAGAGGGAGGUGGAGGAGACAAAGAGGGAGGUGGAGGAGACAAAGAGGGAGGUGGAGGAAAAAGACAGGGAAAUAGUGGAGACAAAGAGGGAGGUGGAGGAGAAGGACAAACAGAUGGAAGAGACCAGACAGGAGAUGGAGGAGACCAGACAGGAGAUGGAGGAGACCAGACAGGAGAUGGAGGAGACGGCUGAGGCAUUGGAGAUGUCUCUGAGGGUGGUGGAUGAGACCACACAAGACGUAAUGAACAGCCAGCAAGCCUUACAACAGGAGAUAUUGGCGAAUCAGCAGAAGGAUCAAAUGAUUCAGCAGAAGGACAGAAUGUUAAAUCAGAAGGACAGCCUACUGCAUCAGGAGAGACAGAGAGUACGAGAGCUGGAGCAGAGCCCUGAGGGGGAGUGGCAGAGGAGGCUGCUUGAGUUGGAGGAGGAGAUUCGCCGACUGUCCGCCCAGUCUAACCGCUCCAAGUGUAAGAUCUGCCUUGUGGAGGAAGUCCAGGUGUCCUUUACCCCCUGUAAUCACUUAAUCUCAUGUCAGGGGUGUGUAGACAGACUGCCAGAGAGAGUUUGUCCUAUUUGUAGGGAACCCAUUCAGAGGACAGUCAACAUGUUCUUUGCAUAAAGAGACAGGUGAAGUGUAUGUUAAUGCUGCAGCAAUCAAAUAUCUGUUUUAUAGCCCCUUUAUAUUGUUGUCUUAUUUUUUUUUGUAGUUCACAUACUUUUAGUUGGGGAAUGAAUUAGCCUAAUACAAAGCAAAAUUUAUUUGUAAUUAAUGUAGAAUGCAUAGAAGAAAAUGACUUGUCAAGGGAUUUUAUUGUAAUUUUAUAACCUUUG
Molecule: messenger RNA, 1798 nt
Organism: Saccostrea echinata
Lineage: Eukaryota; Metazoa; Mollusca; Bivalvia; Ostreida; Ostreidae
Exons: 5
Coding region: 69-1586 (505 amino acids)
Biological process (GO): protein ubiquitination
Molecular function (GO): ubiquitin-protein transferase activity
Source: RefSeq, a predicted model, not a curated record